UGCUCCCUCUCUGUGCCUGUGCCCGCGGCGACGGCGCUCGCCCGCCACACCACACGGCGGCAGCAGCGGCGCGGCGGAAGUGCGCAUCGGCCGCCGACGGGGCGGCACCACGGCAGAGCGCGAAGGCAGGGCGGCAGCGCCAGUCGGCCAGCGCCCAGCUGCCCCCUGAUGGCCCUGACCAGUGAGAUGAAGAGGAGCAUAUCAAUAAAAUCAUUCUAUCAAUUUCAGUCCUCGAAUGAAAUUUGCCAGCAUUGAAGAUCGCAAGAUUAUAGAAUGCUAUGAGGAUGCCCAAGCAUAAAUUACGUAAAUGAGUGCAUCUAGAGGUUUAGGUUAAAGUUCUCUCCUUACUAUUGAUGAAGAUUGAAAAUCGUGAAGAUACGUCCCACUAGAUAUGCUGGUGACGGGAAGAGGCAGAGCUGUUCGGUUUGAGCGGGAGGAGUGGACGACGAAGAGGAGCGACAGGGUGCUUGCUCAGGCCAUGGCAGCCUCCGUAGCAUGCCAUGUUCUUGGUAGAUCCGCCCAUGGCCCGAGCCGCCGCUGCCUCCACUUUGUCCCCCACCACGCGCACCCCUUGCUCGUCGCCUUCUCCCGCCUCUGCGCCCACGGCCCGCUCUGCCACGCGCUCGCGCUGCUCGAGAACCUCGCCGCGGCUGGCCUCCGAGCGGACCCCGUCGCCGUCUCCCGCCUCAUCAAGCUCUGCGUCCGCCACGGCACGCCCAGCGAUGGACGCCUCAUCCACCGCUACGUUCAUGGCGGUGGCAGUAUGGGAGCGCAUUUCGCCAGCAGCCUCUUUGUCUCCAACUCCCUCGUCUCCAUGUACGCCAAGUUCGGCCUGCUCGACGAUGCACUGAGGCUGUUCGACGGAAUGCCACAGAAGAAUGUCGUGUCCUGGACAACGGUUGUCGCAGCGCUGGCCAAUGCCAGCGGGAGGAAGGAGGAGGCGCUGGCGUUUUUUGUUGCCAUGCUGAGGGACGGAGUGGCCCCCAACAUGUAUACCUUCUCGUCCGUUCUGGGGGCUUGCAGCACGCCGAGGAUGCUCACAGCAUUGCACGGGAGCAUCGUGAAGGUUGGUUUGGAUUCAGAUGUGUUUGUGCGGAGCUCCUUGAUCGAUGUGUAUAUGAAGCUUGGUGAUUUGGAUGGUGGCCGACGAGUCUUUGACGAGAUGGUCACCCAUGAUUUGAUCGUGUGGAAUUCAGUUAUUGCAGGGUUUGCACAGAGUGGGGACGGUGCUGGGGCGAUAGAGCUUUUUGUGAGGAUGAAAGAGGCUGGGUUCUUGUCUAACCAGGGCACCUUGACCAGUGUCCUCCGGGCAUGCACUGGGAUGGUCACGCUUGAGGUGGGGAGGCAGGUUCAUGCUCAUGUGCUCAAGUAUGACAGGGACCUCACUUUGCACAAUGCACUUCUUGACAUGUACUGCAAGUGCGGUAGCUUGCAGGACGCGGAUGCCUUGUUCAGCAGGAUGCCUCAGAGGGACGUGAUCUCGUGGAGUACCAUGAUAUCUGGUUUGGCACAGAAUGGGCGAAGCGUUGAGGCAUUGAAGGUUUUUCACACGAUGAAAUCUGAAGGGCCUAGACCGAACCAUGUAACUAUGGUUGGAGUUCUCUUUGCAUGCAGCCACGCGGGCCUAGUGGAAGAUGGUUGGUGCUACUUUAGGUCAAUGGAGAAACUCUUCGGCAUUCAACCUGAGAGAGAACACUGCAACUGCAUGGUUGAUCUCCUUGGUCGGGCAGGGAAGCUUGAUGAGGCUGUGAAGUUCAUCCAUGAGAUGAACUUUCAGCCUGACACAGUUAUAUGGAGGACUCUUCUUGGGGCUUGCAGGAUGCACAAAAACGCUGAUCUUGCAGCAUAUGCAGCAAAAGAGAUCCUCAAACUUGAGCCUGACGACCAAGGUUCCCUCAUAUUGUUGUCAAAUACAUAUGCUGGUUUGCGACAAUGGGAAGAUGCUGAGAAGUCAUGGAAGGUGAUGAGAGACAGAGGGGUGAAGAAGGAUCCUGGGCGAAGCUGGAUCGAGUUGGGUAAACAGGUGCACAUAUUCAUUGCUGGUGACUUGUCACACCCAUGCUCAGAGGGUAUAAUUCAAGAGCUGAGGCGACUCUUCAGCAGGGUCAGAAACCUCGGGUACACCCCCCAGACAGAGUUUGUGCUGCAGGAUCUAGCAAAUGAGCAGAAGGAGGAUCUACUGAAAUAUCAUAGUGAGAAGCUGGCCAUAGCAUUUGGAACGAUGAAUGUGAUGGAAGGGAAGCCCAUAAGGAUCAUGAAGAACCUCAGGAUCUGUGGUGAUUGUCAUGCAUUUGUGAAGCUCGUCUCCAAGAGUGAAGGUAAGGUGAUCAUCAUCAGGGACCCUGUUCGCUUUCACCAUUUCCAGGAUGGAGUUUGUUCCUGCAAUGACUACUGGUAGGGAUGACAGGCACUGUGCCACACAUUGGCAAGGUGGGUUGAAGGCUAGCAGUGAGUAGCAACUAUGACAAGGUCUGGUUAUGAAAGUGUCUGCCAAAAAUGUCCUGUCUGUGUGCUGGUUGUUGGAUGCAGAUACAUGUCACUACAUAGCGACACGUGUUCUCCCCACAGCUGACCCUGAACCACAUCUACAUUCCAGCGAAAAUCUGAAAGAAGAGAGUUAGAAAAAAGAGCCAAGCUAGUCGAAAGGAAGGGGAAAAAAUAAAGAUGAAUGCCAAAAAAAGCAGAGGAAAAAGAGGAAGGCAAGAAUACAAACAGCAGUUAUAGAAAACAAAGGUCCAUUGGGCCAGCCUCCCUCCCCUAUUGUCCACCUCAUCCAUGCCAGCAGUUUUGAGUGCUCCCCUCCGCCAAUUCUACUUUGAAUACCAAGUCAGAAUGCAUUUCAUUAUCUACUGUUCAAGUGAAGUGGCUGGAAGGUCUCGUAUAUGGUGGCAUAUAAUGAUUCACCUUUAUCCUGCUACAUAGUUGUUCACCUAUACCCUGCUAAAUAGUCCUGAGAUGUGCUUGGGUAUUGGUCAUGGCUUCACGGUUCGUGUAUAGAAUUCAGAGAAAUUAGAAGUUUUGCCGAUACAUAAGGAUUUUAAUAAGUAAUGGAGAUCAAGUUUCGUAAAUGAAACCCAGGUGCCGUAUGGAGAAUAAAACAGUGAGAAGAGCAACAGCAGUUAAUCUAAAAGGCUGAAAUAAUGCAGUGAAAGUUUGUCCAAUCUUUUGUGAAAACCGAAUCUCUAGGGCACUCUUGUUCCUCUCCUACUGGAAAGAAGUUAGCAUAAUAACCCAAACAAAUUUCAGGUAAAGUGUAAGCCUAAAUUUUUAUUUGGAGCUUCGUUGCUAUUAAAGGUUGUUUUAGCGAUCUGUUGAUGAACAAUGACAUCACGAAGUUAAUUGAUUGUCAGUGUCCUAAAAAAGUUAAAAACACAUUUUCUUUUUAACACAGAUCCUUCU
Molecule: messenger RNA, 3399 nt
Organism: Oryza brachyantha (malo sina)
Lineage: Eukaryota; Viridiplantae; Streptophyta; Magnoliopsida; Poales; Poaceae
Product: pentatricopeptide repeat-containing protein At2g03880, mitochondrial
Exons: 5
Coding region: 392-2398 (668 amino acids)
Biological process (GO): RNA modification
Molecular function (GO): RNA binding; zinc ion binding; protein binding
Source: RefSeq, a predicted model, not a curated record